CAUAUUACACACUCUGCCGUUAGAGAGCACGCGAGUUGCAAUUUCUCGGUGUUUGAGAUUCACAGGCUAUUUAUUGUACUUUUAAUGGUAAAAACGAAUGAACAUUGUUAAAGAGUAUUGCGCUUGAUCGAGUGUUUGGUGUAAUUAAUUGCAAUUGUACCUCCACUUUUUUUUAAAAUACGAAUGCUGAAGAGGAUAAUAAAUAUAAUUUUGAAAAUAUUUUUUUGAAAAUAUAUCGACCAUCAUGACAAAAGACGAAACCCUGGAAAAGAAAUCAAUAGAAAAUAAUGAUACUGAUAAAAAAGCUGCAUCUGAAUCGGGGCCAGAUCCAUCAGCCCCUGUAACAAGAAGAGGAGUAUUAACAUCGUUUUUGACUGGUAAACCAAUGGAAAUACCAGAACAGGAUAUUCUAGGUAAAUGUAGAUUUGUAUCAGAGUUUGAAAAGUUAAACCGCAUAGGAGAAGGUACAUAUGGAAUUGUUUAUCGAGCAAGAGACACUAAAAAUGACAAAAUUGUAGCUUUAAAGAAAGUACGAAUGGAACAUGAAAAAGAUGGUUUACCUGUUAGCGGUCUCAGGGAAAUAUCUGUUCUCUUAUCUUGUCGUCAUGAAAAUAUUGUACAUUUAAGAGAAGUGGUAGUAGGAAGGAGUCUAGAAAGCAUAUUCCUUGCUAUGGAAUAUUGUGAACAAGACUUAGCAAGUUUAUUAGACAAUAUGCAAACUCCAUUUUCAGAAAGUCAAGUUAAAUGUAUUGUUUUACAAGUACUGAAAGGUUUGCGGUAUUUGCACCAUAAUUUCAUUGUGCAUAGAGACUUGAAAGUCUCUAAUCUUCUUAUGACAGACAAAGGAUGUGUAAAAAUUGCUGACUUUGGAUUGGCUAGGUGGUUUGGUUUACCUUUAAAACCAAUGACACCUAGAGUGGUAACAUUAUGGUAUAGGGCACCAGAGUUACUAUUACAAGCAAAAACUCAAACAACUUCUGUGGAUAUGUGGGCUGCUGGUUGUAUUUUAGGUGAAUUACUUGGACAUCGACCUUUAUUACCUGGACGAUCAGAAAUUGCACAACUAGAAUUAAUAGUUGAUUUAUUGGGUACACCAAGUGAAGCAAUUUGGCCUGAAUUUAAUACUCUUCCAGCGUUGCAAAACUUUACACUGAAACAGCAACCAUACAAUAAUUUGAAACAAAGGUUUCCAUGGUUAAGUGCUGCUGGUUUAAGGUUAUUAAACUUUUUAUUUAUGUACGAUCCAAAGAAAAGAGCUACUGCUGAAGAAUGUUUACAAAGUAGCUACUUCAAAGAAGCUCCCUUACCAUGUGAUCCUAAGUUGAUGCCUACAUUCCCGCAACAUAGAAAUAUGAAAAAGGCUGCUCCUCCAAAGGAAACCAGAGAACCAGAAGCAACUGUUACAGACCAGACAAAUAACUUACCUGCAAUUUCUGAUCUUCUUGGAUCACUCGUUAAAAAAAGAAGAGUGGAAUAAGUUAUAGAUAUCAAUACAUACAUAACAUGGAAUCCAGUUCAAACACCCUUUCAUUCCUCGUUAUAAUUUGUAACCUUAUCUUAGGAUGUAUGAUCUUAUUCACAAAACAAUCUUUUUAAUAAACAAACUUUAUUACUGGAUGCAUACAAAAAAUUAUAAAACAAAUGUGUUUGUUGUUACAAGAAAACACGCAUUCGUGAAAACAAAAUGUGCAUACGUUAAUAAAUACGUUAUGCGAAGUGUGACUUCAUUAUGUAAUAUGAAACUUUUGACAAAUUUUAUAAUUUCGAUAAUAAUUUGUACAAACGUAAGUGUUAAAACGAGUACGUGCAUACAAUUAACAUUGAGUAUAUUUGACGUGAUUAACAAAUUCUCAUUUUUCAUGCAAUCUUGAUUGUAUAGAUAGUAUUACAAUCCUACAUCUUAAGUUUUCACGUUUUUUUUGGCAAUUUCAGUACUGUCGUAGCGUUUCUUGUAUUCACCAUUCGGAUCGUAUUUUGUCGUAAGUCGUUCCCAAUCUCUUGGUCUCUUAGUUCUGAGAUGAUUUAUUACUUUUUCUGCAAUAUCUUUUUGUUUCUCAUUGCAUUUACUGCAACCCGUGGCUAAAGCGUCUGGUAAUGUCUCUGAAAUUACACAUGUGUUACUUCAUUAAUAUUAUUUUCAAAAAUUUUAAAUAAAAUAAAAAUUCAUAACAAAUAAAUAAGAC
Messenger RNA from Nomia melanderi (Alkali bee), 2183 nucleotides. It is a transcript of the gene Cdc10, whose product is annotated as cyclin-dependent kinase 10. Lineage: Eukaryota; Metazoa; Arthropoda; Insecta; Hymenoptera; Halictidae. Gene Ontology annotation, cellular component: nucleus. The record is from RefSeq and is a predicted model, not a curated record. Gene Ontology annotation, molecular function: cyclin-dependent protein serine/threonine kinase activity; ATP binding. Gene Ontology annotation, biological process: regulation of mitotic cell cycle; protein phosphorylation.